Dunckerocampus dactyliophorus (ringed pipefish) is the source of this 2741-nucleotide messenger RNA. RefSeq names its product zinc finger TRAF-type containing 1 (gene zftraf1). Gene Ontology annotation, cellular component: nucleus. Bases 586 to 1722 code for a protein of 378 amino acids. The record is from RefSeq and is a predicted model, not a curated record. NCBI's taxonomy places the organism in Eukaryota, Metazoa, Chordata, Actinopteri, Syngnathiformes, Syngnathidae. The transcript is spliced from 7 exons. Gene Ontology annotation, molecular function: zinc ion binding.
CGUCCUUUGAUGUACGGCUUUAAAAUCGGUCACCUGACACACUUUGGUCACCUUUCAAGCAGUGUGCCUCGUCGGCAGCCACUGCGCAUGCGCCCUGGCCAACUCUUUAAAUACCCCAAGUCAUCUGGCAAAACAAAACAUUCCGCUGUCAGCUCUCAGCUGCAAAUGUCCACCCCGGCGGAAGCAGCGCGGCUCUUAUUUAUUUGCAUACUUUUACAUGGUUUGUGAAUAAGGAACAAUUAGAGGCGUAAAAGCCGAGAGUUGCGGCGGUAAAAAAAGAAGCGAGCAGGUCGAGCUCGGGGGGGGGGAGAAAAACAAAGAUGGUGGUAGUGUAGCCACAGAGACGAGUUCCAACACAAAUCGCCUCCAACAUCACCCGGACACUCGGCUACCGGAGCAAAUACGGGAGACGAACAGCCGAUCUGAGCCGAGAAGAACCGGGCCGCCGGUGCACACCUGGUACCGAGCGCUGUCACGGCGACUAACGGCGUCGAGAAGCCAACAGCUGAGAGUUGUUUUUGUUCCCACUGGAGCUCUGUUUGUCAGCUAGCUAGCCUGCUAAGCGCUUUCUAGACGACCGCCGCCAUGUCCGCCAUGGACGACGGGGACGUGGGUGUCGCGCCCGCGCCCGGCUCCUCCUCGGCUGGCCUGGGUAUCGGUAUCGGGGCCGGGGGGGCGGCGGCGGAGGCGGCGGCCGAGGCCAUGCAAGAGGAUGUUGGGACGCGGCGACAGGCGGACGGGCCCGACGCCGACUCGGAAGAGCCGCCCAAGAAGAGGUCCAAAGUGCCCGAGGGGGAGUCCGGCAAGCUGGAGGAGAGACUGUACUCUGUGCUGUGCUGCACCGUGUGCCUAGACUUGCCCAAGGCGUCAGUGUACCAGUGCACCAACGGGCACCUGAUGUGCGCCGGCUGCUUCAUCCACCUGCUGGCUGACUCUCGGCUGAAGGAGGAGCAGGCCACGUGUCCAAACUGCAGGUGCGAGAUCAGCAAGAACCUUUGCUGCAGGAACCUGGCCGUGGAGAAGGCGGUGAGCGAGCUGCCCACGGAGUGCACCUUCUGCCUUAAACAAUUCCCUCGAUCCAGCCUGGAGAGACACCAGAAAGAAGAAUGCCAGGACAGGGUGACGCAGUGCAAGUACAAGAGGAUCGGGUGUCCGUGGCAGGGUCCCUUCCAUGAGCUGCCGGCACACGAGGGCGAGUGCUCGCAUCCUACCAAGACGGGCACAGAGCUGAUGGGCAUCCUGGGCGAGAUGGACCAGAACCAUCGGCGUGACAUGCAGCUCUACAACAGCAUCUUCAGCCUGCUCUGCUACGAGAAGAUCGGCUUCACAGAGGUGCAGUUCAGGCCGUACCGCACCGACGACUUCAUCACACGGCUGUACUACGAGACGCCGCGCUUCACCGUGCUCAACCAGACGUGGGUUCUGAAGGCCCGUGUCAAUGACUCGGAGCGCAACCCCAACCUGUCCUGCAAGCGCACGCUCUCCUUCCAGCUCAUCCUCAAGAGCAAGGUGAACUCGGCACUGGAGUGCUCGUUUCUGCUGCUGAAGGGCCCGUACGACGACGUGCGCAUCAAGCCCGUCAUCCACCACUACGCGUUCACCAACGACGCCAACGAGACGGACUACGUGCCGCUGCCCAUCUCCGACUCGGUGGAGUGCAACAAACUGCUGGCCGCCAAAAACAUCAACCUGCGCCUCUUCAUCUUCCAAGUCCAAAAAUAACAUGGAAACCCUUCAGAAUAAGAGCCAAGGAGAGGAGGAGGAGUGAUGGAAGGAAAGAUAGAUGAAGAUGAAAGAACCACUGAUACCUCUUAACACACACACACACACACACACACACACACACACACACACAACUAACUCCACUUACCUCCAUGAGUGAGACCCCCACCAUGUGAGUUGCUACGGAGAUGGGCAGGUGGGCAUUGACAUCAUUUGGGGGUCAUGAUGUUUGAUGUCUGACACCUUCCUGAAACAAACACAUGCAUACACACACCUACAGCCAAAAGUAGCACACACACACACACACACACACACACACACACCACAGUGCUACCCAAAUGUGAAAUAAGCGUUUAAAUCUGCUCAGCUGUGACGUCUGAUUGGAUGGUGUGAAUGUUGUGUAGUCUCCCCCCCAUUUUAUUUAAACAUGAUUUAAACACUCUUUUAAAAUGAAGAACUUUUAACCCAACACACAUAAUUUUAUUUGCAGCCAUUUUUACCCCCCCUUACCCCCACCAUUAACUCUGAUAAGCAGUAGAAGAUGGAUGGAUUAAAAAUAGUAGCAUGUUGCCAUGUUUUUAAGAAAUUCUUUAGUGCAUUUUAGUACAUUUUUCCUGGCUUAAAUGUAUUUAUCAAAGCACCAAAGCCCAGAAUGAAGGUACCACCUUCACUUGUUCGUCACACACUUUUUGUCCUCCAAAGUUUGUGGAACAAGAAGACUUGGAUGUGUGUGUGUGUGUGUGUGUGUGUGUGUGUGUGUGUGAGAGAGACAAAAAAGGAGGGGCGUGGGGGGGGGCCUAUACCUUGAGGAUGUUGGACUUACUUGAAGGAGAAGAUGUUACAAGAAUAGAUUCUACUGUAAAGCAGAAAGAAGAUGUCUCUCCUCCUGACCUCUGCUGUAUAUUUUGGGUGUUUUCAAAAAAGAAAAAAAAGACAAAAAGCUUCCGUCUCUGCCGGUGGACUCGCUCAUCUCACUAUGGCUGUACAUGUGCCUUUUAUUAUUAUUAAUAUUAAAGAUC